AUCUUUUUUUGCUUCAUGGGAGUUCUCGGGUUACUUCUGUCUUUGUGCUUGCUGGGAAGGUUAAGGACUUCUACGGACCCAUGUGGCAAGCUGCGGGAGUGCAGGAGAAAUGCCAUCUGUGGUGCACUGGACUUAAGUGGUUGUAAGCUUGGCACUGUAAAUAAUAAGCUGUUUAAAGGGCUCAAGUUCCUGAUGGUUAUAAACUUAAGCCACUGCAGGAUAAGUACAGUGGAGGAAAAAACGUUUAGUGGGCUUCCAAAUUUAUUAGUCGUGAAUCUUUCGUAUAAUGAGUUGAAAAGCAUUCCCGUAAAUACCUUUAGUGGUCUUUCCGAAAUGGAGAUUUUGGACUUUGGGCAUAACCAGAUAAACUAUAUUGCCCCGGGGACCUUUAGCAAGCUUACCUUGAGAAGAUUAAUCUUGAACUUCAACAAUAUAAGUUUUCUUCUGCCUGGCGCCCUUGCCACUGUCUCCUUGGAAAGCUUAGAACUACAGAGGAACCCUUUACCUUUUAUUACGGAAGACGUCAUUAAGCCAUUUCCUGAAAAAAUUAUGCUAGGAGUUAGCCUCCGUUGCUGCGUGUUUGACUAUUUCCAAGUCAAAUUCAAUAUAGCUGUACACCCCAUUAUUCGGUGCACUUCCAGAGGAAAAGUUAUAAAAUUUAUAGAUUUGGAUAUGAAAGAAUGUGAAGAGUAUGCAGUCAAAAAGAACUUGUUUCAAGAAGUUAACGCUGACGGCCUUGAGGAGCAGGAACCCAAGAAUAUUUUAGAAAGCCAUAAAAAUGAGCAGCAUGAACCUAUAACUGAGGAAGAGCAUGAUGAAUGCGAAGAUGAUAUGGAACUGUCCCAUGAUGGUCCCGAGGAUCUAUAUGUAUAGCAUGCGGGAUUUGAGAGAUAUUGGCAUGGCCAUGCCCACUGGUCGUAUGCCACUAGCUCUUCCAUAACAACGCUGGUAGUACUAUUGAUCCUCUGAACCACCCAGCUUGGACGUAGUAUUAAAGAUUACUUCAAUUUUU
Molecule: messenger RNA, 1012 nt
Organism: Zophobas morio
Lineage: Eukaryota; Metazoa; Arthropoda; Insecta; Coleoptera; Tenebrionidae
Product: immunoglobulin superfamily containing leucine-rich repeat protein-like
Exons: 11
Coding region: 16-873 (285 amino acids)
Molecular function (GO): protein binding
Source: RefSeq, a predicted model, not a curated record